Aphanomyces astaci is the source of this 5518-nucleotide messenger RNA. RefSeq lists its product as hypothetical. The coding region runs from base 25 to 5256 and encodes 1743 amino acids. The record is from RefSeq and is a predicted model, not a curated record. The transcript is spliced from 26 exons. Lineage: Eukaryota; Oomycota; Saprolegniomycetes; Saprolegniales; Verrucalvaceae. Gene Ontology annotation, molecular function: ATP binding; ATP hydrolysis activity. Gene Ontology annotation, cellular component: cytoplasm.
CGUUCACAGACUGUCAAAAGGAAAAUGCUGCGCCAGUCCUUGCUGCGGCCGAGCCGUUGGCGCGUCCAUCAUCGCGCCCAGCCCUUUUCAAAUGUGACCAUUGGUGGCAUCACCGCGCCUCAGGGCCAGGUCAAGGACGCGCAACUUGUGCCCAAGGGGUUUGCCAACCUCGACUCGAAUGGACAGCCGCACUUUACUCAAGAAACCCUUGCGCAUUUGCGGUGGAUGCUCCAAAAGGACAUCCUGCACCAGGACAUGUUUUUGAUUGGACCUCCCGGGCCCGCGAGACGGCAUCUAGCGCUGCAAUUCUGUGAAAUCAUGCAACGCGAGGUGGAAUACGUAGCGAUCUCCCAAGACACGACCGAAUCCGACUUGAAACAACGCCGCGAGAUCCUUGGUGGCUCGGCCAUCUUUGCCGACCAGGCGCCCGUGCGCGCCGCCAUCCACGGCCGCAUUUUGAUCUUGGACGGAUUGGAAAAGGCAGAGCGAAAUGUACUACCCACGCUAAACAACUUACUCGAAAAUCGUGAAAUGGCCUUGGACGACGGACGGUUCCUUAUGAACGCAUCAAGCUACGAUGCAUUGCUGUCGAAAGGGCACACAUCUGAGCAACUAACUGCCCAACACCUCGUGCGGGUCGAUCCGGCCUUCCGAGUGAUCGCGCUGGGGCUUCCCGUGCCUCCGUACCCGGGUCGGACGCUCGACCCUCCCUUACGCUCGCGCUUCCAGGCGCGGCAGGUGCCGCCGCUAUCACCCGGCGCGCAACUCGAGAUCUGCGCGACAAUCCCAGACGGCGAUAAGCUCGUGGCGCUCGUGAACGCGAUGCACCUGAUCGAAUCCGGCGGCCACGCCGAUCGGAUGCCGCACCUGUCGGCGUCCGUGGUCGCGUACUGCACGAAAAUGGUGCAGCUGUUCCCGACAGCGGACCUUCCCGCGCUGCUGCGGCGCCGCUUCCCCCUGCAUGCAUCGUCGGCGUGGAAAGCCCAGGACCAGACGUUUCAGAACGUUCUCCGCACGUUCUUCCCGUCCACAUCGGACCAAUCGGAGUGCAAGUACCAGUUGACGCGCGUGGACCAAUCAACAGCCGAGCUUCGACUUGGUGACGUGGCAGCACGAGGUGUGCCCGUGGCGUGUGGCCCCCGCCCGUUACAGCAACACGCACCCCAUUUUGUCGAAACCAAAGCGCAUCGACGAGUGUUGGUGGCGAUGCUCCAGGACCAUGCGGCGGGUACGGACAUGUGUGUGGUAGGGCCUAAAGGAAGCGGCAAGUCGGCGCUGGCGCGGCAGUUCUGCGGGUCGUUGGGGUACCAGUCGGACCUGUUUACGCUCUUCCAGGACAUGACGGCGCGCGAUUUGUUCCAGCGGCGGGCCACCGACCUCCACGGCAACACGACGUGGGAGGACUCGCCCCUGUUGCGCGCGGCCCGCCAUGGCCACGUAGUCAUACUAGACGGCGUGCACCGCUUGAGCAGCGACACACUGAGUACGCUGCAGCGGUUGAUUCAAGACCGACAUGUGGAUCUGGCUGACGGCACGACGUUCGCUACAGCCGACGCGCCUGCACCAACUUUAACGGGCACUCCAAGUAGCCGAAACCUGGUUCGUAUCCAUCCAGCAUUUCGCAUCGUCGCGCUGGGCGAAGUGGCCAAGCCGUGGCUCACAUCCGAGACAAUGGCGCUGUUCCCUUUCCAUUCGGUGCCCGAGCUCACCCGAGAGGAUGCCGACGCGGUCGUGGCGGCGUUGUGUCCGCGCGUACCUCGUUCCGUGUCCACAAAACUCGUCGAGUUGUGGCAUCAAGUGCAGCUCCUCCCGUCGUCCGACUUGUCGCUGUCUGUCCGCCAACUGCUUCGUCUGGCGCGGCGGUUGAAUGCGUUUCCCGAGUCUGCCGCCGCCGACCUCCGCCUCCUCAUUGAAGACACAACCAUGAUGCACUUCCUUCCGAAUGCCCAGCUCAUGGCGGAUGUGCUGGACGCGUGCCAUAUUCGCCAGGGGAAAUCACCUGACGUUGCUCAAGACUUGGCGAUUGUCGACACAUCCGAGACGCUCAGCAUUGGCCACGUCACGUACGACAUGGUCAAAUCGGAUUACCCGGCCUUGGAAUUGAUUCCCCACCCGUUGUACUUCAACAUUCCAAAGCAUACACUCGUCAUGCAACAAAUGCUCCAGGACAUUGUAUCCGGACAGCCGCAUUUGCUAUUGAUUGGUAACCAAGGUGUGGGCAAGAACAAGGUCGUGGACCGUUUAUUGCAGCUUAUGCAUCAAGAGCGCGAAUAUAUCCAACUGCAUCGCGAUACCACAGUGCAAACGCUGACGAUGGUGCCGUCGAUGGAGAACGGCCGGAUUAGAUGGGAGGAUAGCCCGCUGGUCCGCGCCGUCAAGUUCGGGCGGACGCUCGUGGUGGACGAAGCCGACAAGGCGCCGCUGGAGGUCGUGUGUGUGCUCAAGGGGCUGAUCGAAGACGGCGAGAUGCUGCUGGGAGACGGACGUCGCAUCGUCGACCGCGCCAAAGGCACAUUCAACGACGACCAUGAUGAUGAUGGUUCAGUGAUUUGCAUCCACCCGCGGUUCCGGCUGUGGGUGCUGGCCAACCGCCCAGGGUACCCCUUUCUCGGCAACAACUUUUUCAGCGAAGUGGGCGAUAUCUUUGCUACCCACGUACUAGACAACCCCGACCCCGCGUCCGAGCUCGCCCUUCUCCAGUCGUACGCUCCGAAUGUAUCGACGGAUGUCCUCAUGAAAUUGUGCGCCGCCUUCUCGGAGCUCCGGUCGAUGGUCGAGGAUGGCACGAUGACGUACCCGUACUCGACGCGCGAGGCGGUGGCCAUCGCCAAGCAUUUGGAGGCGUUCCCGGAGGACGGAGUGGCCUAUACGCUGGAAAAUGUACUCGCGUUCGACGGAUACGAUGCCGCACUGCGCCAGCGUCUGCGCGAUGUAUUUGGACGACACGGGAUUCCCUUGGUGUAUCGGGAGCCCGUGAUGCCAACCAUCUCGCUUGCGCCCGUGUCGCCCCUGCCAGCUCCGCACACGCCCACGAUGACGUGGCAGAUUGACAGACAGUCCGAAGUCGUGCCCAUCCCCACAUCGUCCACUUUGAAAAGUCGGCGCAUUUACAUCGAGCCCCCCACGUCGCACACGUUUGCUGUGACACCGGGACGGCUGCACACGUUUUCAGAAGAGUUUUGCUCGUGGAACGUUCCGCUGUGGACCCGGCAGACGGCGGUGGCCCUUGCGGUGCUUCCAGACGCGUCGAUUCAUGUGUUGACCAAGCAACCGCUGGGGAUUCAUUCUUACUUUGGAGCCAACACACACGAACGUUUGCACUUGUACUCGGAAUUGGAAAGCUACAACCAAAGCAAAACCGAAGCGCACUUGAUGGCGUGGAAGGAGUCACUGGUGCUGCACGUUCCAGCCGAAGACUUGCUCAUCGUCCUAUCCAAGAAACACAAAGUUCUCCAGUCGAGGGUAUUACCUCCAUUUAAAUCCAACAACCACGGCGAAGGAAUGUUUCAGUGGACAAAGCAAGACACUGCACCUAUGCAAAUGCUCUCGGGGUUGCUCCAAGACCACAACCUCCUUGUCCGAUACUUGCAAGGCCAGUCGUGUUUGCAAGUGAUCGAUGUGCUAAGUAUGUCGUCGUACACGCUGCAGUUGCCCGUGCAGUUGCAUCACGUGAGUCUCGUGUCGGCGGCAGAGUGGCAUGUCCACGACGUUGAUGGAGCCAUGCACAUCCUGCAUCUGCCGUCGGCCGAGGGACCUCGUAGGCGGCGCGCCGACCUCCACGCCGUCGCUUGUUGUGAUGGGGAUACUGCCAUUACCUCAAGCGUCCAUGCUGGCGGGAAUCGCUUCUCACACCCCCUAGCGUACUUGCAAGAAGUCCACGAUCUGGACAACCACACCAAGUCGGUGACAUCGUCGCAUCGGCCGACCCCGGCCGACGUGUCCAAGUCGAUGUGGAUAAACGAAGACAGGAAAAUGGCCACUUUGGCCCCGUCGGAGUGGUUGCUAGAAGUCGUGGACGUGGCCAACCAGCAGGUGCAGCAGAUUCCGUUCCGGACGGCGGAUGAAGCGCGCGUGGCGGACGCGGCGGUGCUGCCUCCGUCAACCGAAGAGAGGGGACGGACGGUCGUGAGUGUGCAGCGGGACGGCCGCGUCCGGCACUGGCAAGUGGACGAACGAGCGUUGCAAGCCGAUUUGGCCACGUGGAAAUCCAUGUUUGACUACCAUGCGCUCCAAGGCACUUCGCCAUAUUUAGAGCUACAGUACAACCGUCCAGACGGCACGUCCGAACCCAAAACUGGCACGUCGCUACCCAAACAUGGCAAAGAAGACCCGGACAACACGCCGCAUGUGGGUGGGAAUACGUGGGCGGGAGGGUCGGGGGGGUCUGACACGGCGGGACUCGGGGGGCGCGGGGGGCCAUACCGACUGGACAAGGGCCAUCGGGUGCAUCAGAUUUCCCAGCUCCAGAAGGACCAAGUGACGAAAGAAGCGCAAGAGAAAGCUAAAGCGAUGGCCGACGCCGCCUUGGCCGACCAACUCAGCCAGAUCGACAUGACCAACCACGAGUUGGCUUCGUACCAGCAGUAUGUGGACCGUGUCCACGGAGAAACCACUCAGUUGCGCGACCUGUUUCACAAUGUUGAGCAACUUGCAGACGAACGAGGGUGGCUCAAGCAUCAGUCGUCUGGUGAAUGGGACGACGCCAAGCUCGUGGACGGAUUGAGCGGCGACCGCAACGUGUUCAAGAGGCGCGGGCGGGAUCCAUUUGCAUCGUCGGCGUUGCUGCCGUUGCCGAAAAAGUUGCUCUUCGUCAUGGACGUGUCGGGGAGCAUGUACCGAUUUAAUUCCCAAGAUAUAUCCUUUUUGCUGCAUAUUCUGUGGUUGCCUAUAUAUAUAUAUAUAUAUUUGAAUCACGGGAAUUUUGUCUUUAACCGCCAUAUGCCGAGUACGGACGACUGGAGCGGAUGCUGGAGACGACGCUCAUGCUCAUGGAGAGCUUGGCAGGAUUCGACGCUAAAUUUGAGUAUGCGAUCAUGGGGCACAGCGGUGACGCCGCCGCGAUUCCGUUUGUCGAGUUUGGGCAGCCCCCCCACACAAAGAAAGAUCGGCUCAAGAUCUUGCAAAAAAUGGUCGCGCACUCGCAGUAUUGCAGCAGCGGCGACCACACGGUGGAAGCAAUUGAAGAAGGCAUCGAACAAGCCAAAACGGCGUCUCAUGGCGAUGCGAUGGUGUUUGUCGUGUCGGACGCCAAUCUGAAGCGGUACGGCAUCAAACCCCAAGACAUGGCGCGGGCUUUGACAAGGGAGCCGACGGUGGCGGCGCACGCCAUUUUCAUCGCGUCGUUGGCCGACGAAGCGAGGGAGGUCAUGACGCACUUGCCGCAGGGCAAAGGCCACGUGUGCCUCAACACGGCCGACUUGCCCCAUGUGUUUCAAAAGAUCUUCAAGGCGUCCGUGGCCCAGUAAUAAUAAAAGGGUGUACUUAUUCCAUUAAAGUCACAGUAAUGGAGUAGCUAAGG